CAAUGCUGCUAAACAAACAAACAAACAAACAAAAAAACAGAAUGGGAAAAACAGAAGCGUCAACGAAGAAAGGAGAAGCAUCGUCAAUGGUAGACGAUGAAUUGCCUCAGGAGUUUCUGGAACAUCUAACCUUGCGCGGCCUACGAUUGGAUCGCAUUGAACCUGGUCGUGUCGUCUUCUCAAUGAACAUACCUCCACGUUUACUCAAUUCAAGUAAAUACUUGCACGGUGGUGCUAUAACUACUCUGGUGGAUAUAGUAGGCGCAGCCGCAAUUCCCGCAGCUGGAUUUCCGUGGAAUUCUGGAGUUUCCAUUGAGAUUAAUAUCUCAUGCUUUGAUGCUACUUAUGUCAAUGAAGAGAUUGAGAUUGAUGCUAGAGUUUUACGAAUAGGAAAGGCUGUAGCUGUUGUAAGCGUGGAGUUCAAGAAGAAAAAGACUGGACAAGUUUUUGCUCAAGGGCGUCAUACCAAAUAUAUUCCCUUUGUAAGUAAAAUGUGAAACCGAGACCAAAGGACACUAGAAGAUGUAUGCACUUUCUGCGGUAGAAAACUCUCUAUUCUACCAUGAUUCAAAUAAAAAAUUCCAUUUAACAUUCAUUAUUUCUCA
This is a messenger RNA of Medicago truncatula (barrel medic), 605 nucleotides long. RefSeq names its product acyl-coenzyme A thioesterase 13. NCBI's taxonomy places the organism in Eukaryota, Viridiplantae, Streptophyta, Magnoliopsida, Fabales, Fabaceae. The transcript has 3 exons. Gene Ontology annotation, molecular function: fatty acyl-CoA hydrolase activity. The record is from RefSeq and is a predicted model, not a curated record. Bases 3 to 497 code for a protein of 164 amino acids.